AUGAGUGAUAACAACAACAACAACAACACCAUUGGUUCACAGACAUCCCCCACAGAUAACAAUGCAGUGGCCCUUAAAGUGGGGCUCAUCGGGGACGCGCAAAUUGGCAAGACGUCGUUGAUGGUGAAAUACGUCGAAGGGUUAUUCGAUGAAGAUUAUACCCAAACUUUGGGAGUGAACUUCAUGGAGAAAUCGCUACAUAUAAAAAACAACGAAAUUACUUUCUCGGUAUGGGAUCUUGGGGGUCAGAAAGAGUUUAUCAAUAUGUUACCGUUAGUAUCGAAUGAUUCGGUGGCGAUCUUGUUUAUGUUUGAUUUGACAAGAAAGUCGACAUUAAACUCGAUUAAAGAGUGGUAUCGUCAAGCAAGAGGUUUCAAUAAGACAGCAAUACCGUUUUUAAUCGGUACAAAAUACGAUUUGUUCGUGGAGAUGUCCCAGAAAGAUCAGAAAGAGAUUACAAUCCAGGCAAUGAAGUUUGCCAAGGCCAUGAAGGCCAGUUUAAUCUUUUGUUCCACCAGUCAUUCGGUGAAUAUCCAGAAAAUCUUCAAGAUUAUCUUAUCAAAAGCGUUUGAUUUGAAACUAACGCUACCAGAGAUGACGGGGGUAGGCGAGCCAAUAUUAAUAUAUAACGAAUCGACUCUCUAG
Messenger RNA from Saccharomycopsis crataegensis, 645 nucleotides. It is a transcript of the gene TEM1, whose product is annotated as Ras family GTPase TEM1. Gene Ontology annotation, biological process: positive regulation of mitotic division septum assembly. The record is from RefSeq and is a predicted model, not a curated record. Lineage: Eukaryota; Fungi; Ascomycota; Saccharomycetes; Ascoideales; Saccharomycopsidaceae. Gene Ontology annotation, molecular function: GTP binding; GTPase activity. Gene Ontology annotation, cellular component: spindle pole body. The transcript has a single exon. Bases 1 to 645 code for a protein of 214 amino acids.